AAUCGACGACAGUUGCUACACUUUACGGUAGUGCAACGCUCGCUAAGCAUCAGUGUCAGCAGCAGGCGUGUUUGUGUCAUGUGUAUUGGACUUACAUGCAUUGAGGCGCUGCAAGGUGGAUCCAGCCGAACUUGGCUCCUGACGGUGCUGCUGAGUGCGUUUAUGUUCCAAUUGCUGAGGAGCGUGGGACUGAGGGCGUUCUCCAUGGCUUCCGAGACGUACAUUUCAGGCGCGCACUCUGCUGCUUUUGUCACCUGCCCCAAUGACACGGUGGCCAAAAACUUGGCCAGAGGCAUUGUGCAGCAGAAGCUGGCCGCCUGCGUCAACAUCGUGCCCGCCAUCACGUCAGUGUAUGAAUGGCAGGGAGCUGUCCAGGAGGACAGUGAGGUUCUGCUGAUGAUCAAGACCAGAAGCUCCAAGGUCUCCGAUCUAACCGAUUACGUCCGUAAGAACCACCCGUACGAGGUGGCCGAAGUCAUCAGCCUGCCCAUCGAGCAGGGCAACCCGCCCUACCUCCAGUGGAUAUCUGACGUCGUGCCCGAAUGAGGACGUGGUAGUCAUGGACGGGUGACUAGUGUGCUAAUUACUUAAACACAACAAAACUGUUUAUAAUUAGCUUCGCUUUAAUCAAUGCGUGGGGAAUGUACGUUUGUGCCGAGGGGACAUCGUCAGUACUUCAUUACAAUUUUUU
Messenger RNA from Syngnathoides biaculeatus (alligator pipefish), 691 nucleotides. Its product is annotated as protein CutA homolog. The transcript is spliced from 7 exons. NCBI's taxonomy places the organism in Eukaryota, Metazoa, Chordata, Actinopteri, Syngnathiformes, Syngnathidae. Gene Ontology annotation, biological process: response to metal ion. Gene Ontology annotation, molecular function: copper ion binding. The annotation marks the transcript as partial. The record is from RefSeq and is a predicted model, not a curated record.